AUGUCCAACGUGAUGCCGCCUCCCCAGGGCCAGCCUGGGGCAUUUUCCCCCCACGACCUGGCCGUGGCGGCGGCUGCCGCGCUGCCAGUGUCGGCGUCCCCCUCGAUGGACGCGGUGGACUCGCAAAAUCUCAUUUGCCCCAUCACACAGGAAAUCAUGACCGAUCCUGUGGUAGCCCUGGACGGGCACACGUACGAGCGGUCGGCCAUUCAAACAUGGUUCGCCACUUCGGGCCUGGUGCAGCCGCCGGCCGGCGGAUCGGCCGACGGCGAGGACCCCGCCCCCAAGGCUGUCAUUAGCCCCUUCACACGCGAGAAAUUGGCCAGUCCCAGCCUGGUGCCGAACCUCCGGCUGCGAACCAUCAUCCGCGAGGCCAAUGAGGGGUCCCAGCCGCCCAGUCGGUCCAGUAGCCGGCCCAGCAGCCGCGCCGGCUCGCGCAGCGGCAGCAUGACCGCCCUCCAUACGAUGGCCCUGCGCAAUAGCGCCCAACAAGCGGGCCACGACUUCCCCGUGCCCGGGGCCCGGAGUGAGAGUCUUCUGUCCCGGGGCCCGAGCUUCGGCGGGCCGGUCAUCGGUGGUCUUGGCCACGCGUGCCCCUGCUGCGAUGGGUCCGGCCAGGCAACCAGCUGGGCCCAUGCCGGGCCGGUUCACAUGGCCCGGCCGCUCGGUGCCCUGGGCGAGACCCAGCUAAUGCCCCGGGUGUUUGAGCUCCUCCGCUGCUCGCGCUUCUUUGACGAGUAUCUCCGGCAGCGCUCCUCGCUGGAGGAGACCUUGAUCUUGGUGUCCGGCGCCGCGGUGGAGCGCCUCCUGGAGCGCAGUCGCUCGCGCGGCAAGCUCGGCUCCGGGGAUACCUUCUACGAUGCGGCCAGCUCGCUGGAACAGAUGUCCGUGAGCGGCACCGGCAUGUCACGCCCGCUGGCAGGCGGGGCGUCGGUCUCGGAGCAGCAUGUUGGCUACUCCUCCCCCUUCGGCGGCGGGGGGGCCUUCAUGGCGCUUGGUCAGCGGUCAUCCUCCGCCUCCGCGAUGGGGGCCGAGUCCGGGCUCCAGGGCUCGGCCUCGGGCUUUUCGGUGCCCAGUGCCUAUCGGCUGUGGUCGGAUGACCCGGCCGACGAUGGGGUGGCCCUGCUCCCCCGGCAUUUGGAUGAUGAUGAGCAUCGCCUGCGCCUGGGGCAUGCUUUCCUGAACCGCGACAAGCUGGCCCAUGCGGAGCGUGUGUUCGGCCAUGCGGCCAUCCGUGCCUUGCAAGAUGCCCAGGCCCAGGGGUGGGUGUCCAGCGCGGCCGCCUACCGGGCUCGGCUGUGGCAGGGUGUUUGCCUGCUUCUCAGCCACGAAGUGAAGCAGGCCCACGCGGCCUUGACACUGGCCGAGCGCCUGAUUGACCUGCUGUCGCCGGGCACGGUGGCCCUGGCGGUGCCGGAUUCCGAGUCGGACUCCGAUGAGGAGGACUUCGAUUCCGAGCAGGACGACCACCAUCCAGAUGCCAUGCUCCAGGCUUCGCGCUCCGAGAGCGGGCUUCACCUGGGCGGGGCCGGGCACGCAGUGGACCUGGACAUGAUGGAUCUGGAUGACGCGCAAGCGGUGCCGGUGCGCCUGGCAUCCGGCGGCCCGGAUGCCCCCGUCACCACCUCCACAUCCGGGCCGGCCUCGCACCAGGUUCUGGGCCGGAUUUUGGUGAACAACCGCUCCGGGCAGACCCCCCCGGCGGCUGUUCCCCGUCGGUCCGCGGCCCCCGGCGGUCGCCAGCGCCCGCUGUCCCUGUCGUCGGUGGACACGGCGGCCUCCGGGUCGUCUCCCCUGGCGCGGGAUGGCCUCACUGGCACCGGCGGCCGGCAGCAGCAUACCCACACGUCGGCCCGGCGCCGGACCUCGCGUUCGAGCAUCCAGCGUUCCGGUCCCCUGGCGGCCGAUGCCUCCUUCAUCCGGGGCCUGCUGAGCUCCCUUGAGAAUGACAAGGUCCGCGCGGUGGGCCAUCUGACCGCGGCUCUGAAGCGUGAUGCGCGGGCCCGCGAGCGCAGCAGCAUCGUCAUGGGCCAGCCCCACCUGGACCCGGUUGGGGGAGUUGCCUCGACCGCGGCUUCGGCGGACCCCUCGGUGUCUGGGGUCACGAGCGCCGCGGCCCCGGCGGCCGCUCAGCAGCCGGCCCCGGUGGCAUCCAAGGCGACGCCGUCGGCCCGGGCCGCCGCCUCCGGGACACCCGGUGGUGGCAUUGCCCCCGGUGCCAAGACCCCGGCCAGCGGGGCCCCCAAGCACGCCCAUCCAUCGGCCUCGGGCGCCACCUCGCGUCCGGCCAAGCAGCCGGCCGAGGGUGUCUCCGGGGCCGAGGCCGGUUUCGCGUCCGCCCCUCCGGCCCCCCCGACCACCGGGACGGCUCAACUCCACAGCUACUUGGACUGGAUGGAAAUCGAGCAGCGGGCGGCCGAGGACCACCGAGCUCUGGGCACGGCGGCCGUGGCCAGUCUGCAACAGCAGCAAGUGGCUCCGGCUUCCUCUUCCGCGGGGUCCAGCACGUCGUCGCUGCGUUCGCCCCGCAUGCUCCAUCUGCAGGGGAGCGGCUCGAGCGGGUCGCACAUGGCCGCGGUGCCGGCCGGCGCCGGGGGGCCGCAGUCCCCCCGGGCUGGUGGCAUCACCGGCGGCGAUCCGCUCCUGGCCAAUGGCGAUUGGCAGCGGAUGGGCCCGCCGGUGGACUACGCCACCGAGCACGCGGCUUGGUACCAUCACUUCCGCAGCGUCGAGACCGCGGACGACCGCGCGGCCGUGGACGACAUCAUGGAUUGCCUGCAGCUCGGCUAUGGCCGCCGGCAUGUGGCUCUCGGGAAUUUGGCCUGGACCCUCUUCAACCUGGAGCGGUAUGAGGAGGCGCUGUUUUACUCGAACGAGUCGUUGGCUCUCUGCAACCAGCGUGUGGCCACCAUCGAGACGAAGGCCUCCAUUUUGAAGAAGCUGGACCGCCGCGCCGAGAGCCUCGAGUGCUGGACCGCCAUCCUGGAGCGUCAGCCGGGUCGAGCCGACGCCUAUGUCACUCGGGCAUCUCUCUGGGACGAACCCGACAAGGGCAUCGCGGACUGUCUGGCCGCGCUGCGCCUGUCCCCCGGCUACCCAUAUGCCCGUGCCAUGCUGGCGGCCCUGUACCUGGACAACGGCCGUCUGGACAAGGCCUACGAGAUCGUCGAGAACAUGCCGGAAUCGGAGCUCUCCCGGGCGGGGCGGCUCAUGCACACGGUCCACCGGAUCCGGGCGCAUGCGCGUGCCUUCCACGGGGACCUGGCCGGGUCGCUGAGGGACUUCGCCCUGCUGGCUGAUGCCGGCGAAGUGGCCCCGGAAAGCUAUGACGCGGUGCGCGAAGCGCUGAAUUCCGUUCGCUCCUUCGAGGAGCGUCUUGACCGGGGGACGGCCACGCCACUGGCCGCGGCACCGGCUGUUCGGCGUCUGAUUCGUGAGAUCCGCCGCGCCAACCCGGAUGACUUGAAGGAGGAAGCCUGGCUGACGACCACCCUCGAGCGCAUCGGCGUGGCCGCGCACCCGCUCCCGGGGGGGUAUGCCCCUCCGGCGCUGUCGACCGGUGAUGAUGUGGCCUCCUUCGUGUACUUGUACCACCUGGCCCGGCGGCCGGUCCUGAACGUGGAGCAUGUGGCCCUGACCGCGUCGCGGGCCCUGGCCUACUAUGAGCACGAAGUCCAGACCAACGAAGAUCUGCGCGAGAUCACCCACCUCUGGAAGUUCCUGGUUCACAUGUAGAGAGACGCCCCUUUUCGUGCGGGCCCCUCCCCAUGCCAAGGCCCCGUAGGGGGGCGGGGGGCACGUCCAUGCGUAUAUGUGCGGGCAUCCUGUCGAGCUUCCCUCUCUUUCUGCCAUCUCUCUGCGUCGCUCUGUGGGCGCACACAGGCAUCCGGAGCACAUCUCCUUGUAUAUAGAAGACUGGCGCACACCCGCGCCAUCCUCCUCUCUCCCCCCCCCAGGGCGCGGGCUUCUCGCCCACGCGUAGUAUGACGCUUUCGACUGAAAGUCCGGGCAGCACACCAUAUUGAAAUAUAC
Molecule: messenger RNA, 4032 nt
Organism: Fonticula alba
Lineage: Eukaryota; Rotosphaerida; Fonticulaceae
Exons: 5
Coding region: 1-3735 (1244 amino acids)
Biological process (GO): protein ubiquitination
Molecular function (GO): ubiquitin-protein transferase activity; protein binding
Source: RefSeq, a predicted model, not a curated record